Molecule: messenger RNA, 966 nt
Organism: Alligator mississippiensis (American alligator)
Lineage: Eukaryota; Metazoa; Chordata; Crocodylia; Alligatoridae
Product: olfactory receptor 52N2
Exons: 1
Coding region: 1-966 (321 amino acids)
Biological process (GO): G protein-coupled receptor signaling pathway
Cellular component (GO): membrane
Molecular function (GO): olfactory receptor activity; G protein-coupled receptor activity
Source: RefSeq, a predicted model, not a curated record
AUGGCAGAUUCCAACCUCACUGGCCUCACCACCUCCACCUUCAUCCUGAAUGGCAUCCCAGGCCUGGAGGCAGCUCACAUCUGGAUCUCUAUCCUGUUCUUCUUUGCGUACCUCAUUGGUUUGGUGGGGAACUGCGGCCUCCUCUACCUCAUUUGGAUUGAGGAGACUCUGCAUCGGCCUAUGUACUACUUCCUCUCCAUGCUCUCCAUCACUGACAUUGCAGCCACCACCACUGUGAUUCCCAAAGCGAUGUGCAUCUUCUGGCUCAAGCUCAAGGAAACUAACUUCAAUGCCUGCCUGGUCCAGAUGUUCUUCAUCCACACCUUUGCAGGGAUGGAGUCUGGCGUGCUCAUGCUCAUGGCCGUGGACCGAUAUGUGGCCAUCUCCUACCCCUUGAGGUAUACCACCAUCCUGACGCAUCCUAUCAUCACUGCUGCAGGGCUCCUCAAUUUCCUCAGGGGGAUGAUUGUAGCUGCCCCCUUCCCCUUAUGGGCCAAAAGACUGCCGUACUGCCGAGGCAAUGUCAUCCCUCACACUUACUGUGACCACAUGUCUGUAGUGAAGCUGGCAUGUGCCAGCAUCAGGGUUGAUGCUAUCUAUGGCCUCGCAGCAGCUGGGCUGGUCGGGGGUCUUGACAUUCUUUGCAUCUCCUUCUCCUAUGUCAUGAUCCUGAGGGCUGUGCUGGGCCUCUCCUCCAAGGAAGCACGCAGCAAGGCCUUCAGCACAUGCACAGCCCACAUCUGUGCCAUUCUUAGCACCUACACACCUGCGUUCUUCACCUUUUUUGCACACCGCUUUGGGGGACACCACAUCGCACCAUAUGCUCACAUCAUCAUGGCCAACCUCUACCUGCUCCUGCCCCCCAUGCUCAACCCCAUUAUUUAUGGGGUGAAGAUCAAGCAGAUCAGGGAUGGUGUCCUGAAGCUCUUCAGAGGGAGGAAGGCUGGUUCAGCUCAUGGCAUCUAA